Messenger RNA from Hylaeus volcanicus, 4209 nucleotides. RefSeq lists its product as uncharacterized. NCBI's taxonomy places the organism in Eukaryota, Metazoa, Arthropoda, Insecta, Hymenoptera, Colletidae. The transcript is spliced from 18 exons. The coding region runs from base 1929 to 4184 and encodes 751 amino acids. The record is from RefSeq and is a predicted model, not a curated record.
AUGGUGAAUCGUCUUAAUAGAAUUCAAGUCUAACUCUGAGAAUUUAAAGAAAAAAGUAAAUUCAAAAAAUUUUAAAAUUUGAAAACAAUCUUUUACAAUGACAAGUCGAUCAGAUGUUUCGAAAAUGCUAGUAUCACAUCAUUCCGGUCAUGCGGGCUCUGUAGUGAGUUCAUCUAGUCAUCAAACUCAAGCCACGUCACGCUUGUCCUCACGGCUACAACAUCAAAAGAGCAAAACGUCUAAAAAAAAACCUUUAAAUUCAAUAAGUGUUCAGAAACCAUGUGUUACACAACAGAGUCACACGUACUCUUCACAAGGAAAUCCUUCGACAGAGGCCGAGUCAACAACUUCUCAAGAAAGACACUUAGUGUCUUCCCCGAAACCGUCACCAACUGAAACAUUGACUGUAAGAAAGUCAUAUGGAUUUUUGCAAAUGAAAUGCCUAGAAAUAUUAAAAGCGGCUUCUAACCCGAUGAGCAUACAUGACAUUCAACUCGCUUUGGGAUCCGGUUGUGAUAUUGUCUCAGACCUUGCUUUUUCUAAUCUUUUAAAAGCUAAUCCUAGGAUAUCAAUAAACAGUAUUACGAAACGUUUAACCUUUAAAUCCCCUUACGAAAAUAUCACGGGUCCAGAUUAUAUUUUAAGUCAUUUAAAACAUCGCGGUUUUGAAAUUAAUAGUGAAGCUUUAGAAUUCAAUAAAAAUAUAACAACCUGGGUGAAUCAGAUUUUAUUAGAGCGUCGAUGCCGCGCGGUUCGCGCAACGCGUGUUUCCCGUUGCAAAGUGUUUUCCUCCGAAUCUGGUUUUUUUUGCAGUUUAUACGCACCAGAAGCACGCUGUGAAGCAUGCAAAUCACUACAAGGUGUCAUUCUAUAUCCUCUGGGUCCGGAAUCGGUUGAAAGCCUUGUGAUUGAUGCCGAUUUGAAAGAACUAUGGCAUAAAAUCCCCCACAAGACUCUUGCGGACUUGAAGUCGCUUCGAAGCCAAGAUAAAAGAAAAAGUUUCCUCAACAAUGAACUUGGUAGUAAAAAGCGUAAACCAGUUGGAGGUCGCGCCCCAAGGUAAGCAAAGCAACGUUAACAUAAAGGGUACCAGUCAGUUAUGCAUUAAUAGAGUUCAAAAAAUUGCAAAUCUACAUAUGUACACUCAAGAAGAAAUAAAUCAAGCGUUAACUGAAAAUAUGUCCUGAGGUUUAUUUUAUCUUUAAAACAACACAUGUUUGAAGCAAUUGCUAAAGCAAUUCUUUUAUGACGCGUAAAGGAUUAUCUAUCCACCGAAAUUUAAAAUUUGCAUAUCUUUUAAAUGAAUGGAGUCUACAAAUCAUCUAAUAGUCAUCACUUUUUUCCUUUAGUGUUCGAAUUAACGGGAAAGUUCCCCUUGAACCUUUUUCCACUUUAUAAUGAUGAUAGACAUACAUAAUUUUCAAUUCCAAGCUUAUUAGUAAAUUUUUUUUUGUUUAACAUCAUUUAAAUUAAAAAAAAAGGUUUACAUUUUUAAGGUAGAAUUGCGGACAAACACGUCAUGAAAAUUUUCACAUUACGCAGAAGAGAAAAUUUGUUUUUACAGAAAAAUAUUUAUUUGGUGCUAAAAUAAGAGUCUGUGUAGAAAAAAAGUGUUAUUACUCUUACUUUUCCAUUAUGCGAUCGUAUUUCUUGAUUGAAUCAAUGUUGUUCCUAUAUUUUAAUUAAAAAAGGUUGGGGUUUUAUAAUAAUCAAAAACAUUCACGUUUAAACAUUUUCUUAAUAUCCAAAAUACCCCAAUGGCAUUAAUAUUCGAAAAUUCAGCAAACGCAACGGAAGAAUUGUUAGCUACAUUGACGAGUUGAAUAAAAGUAUCGGGACACUUGCAAUAGUCACAGAGUUGACGUUAAUUCGCACGUUGAUCCAAAAGUAGAAGAUUCCGUCCUAACUGACUCUUCAUCAUUUUCAGAAUGUGUACGGGUAAUCAUGAAAGAAAACGUAGAAGAUUCCAUGAUAUUUCAUUAGAAGCGCGAGCGUAUGAAAGCACACAUUCAUUUUUUGAGUAUACAGAAGAAAAAGAGUGCACUGAAUCUUUCUCUGUGAAUAGUAAAAUUAGCCAAAGUUUAGAGGGCUUGAAGUAUCCUGAAACCCUUGAAUCUUCGUUAUCCUACUUAAGCGCGUUCCUCGUGGAGCAAAAUCCUUUGUCUCAAUUUUUGUUGAAGGAUGUACUAUUUUUUAUAAUUGAGUCUCUGGGAUGCAAUGCGUUAACGGAAGACAGAAAUGUCGGUGUUCGUUUUGCUGGAACUGAAGCUUUAUGUAACAUUUUACUUUGGUCGGAUGAAUCAUGUUUUCAAUCUUUUUCCUUCAACUUUGAAACCGCCGUUCAGCAAAUAGUCUCCGGACUUUUAUGCACUGUAACCUAUUUACAAGAACAGAUAAAAUUAGAUACUGAUGUAGAGUUUAUAUUACGCUCCAUUACAAAAACGUUUCGAUUACUUUCUUUGUUGUGUGAAUAUAAAACGCCACUUCCUUUCAUAUUGAACGCAUGGCAGUCUAUUGAAAAAUCAUUAGACAACUCAAAUAACUCUCUUUCGCUUCAAUCUGUCUCUAUCGCUUUUUCUUCCGGAUUUACGUUGUUGCUGUCGUUGCCUAUAAAGGAGUUAAAUUUUUACUUUGAUACUUUCCAUGCUGCAACAUCGUUUUGCACUAUGUUUUUCUACGGAGUUUCGGGAGCGGCAGAGAAUGCUCAGAAUACGAUUACUUUGAAUGCAAUAAGAAAACCAUUGGAAGUCCUACUAAAAUCGUUUAUUCAAGGCACAUUACAGACUUUCUUAGAUGAAUUAAAAAAAAAAGAUCUGCAUCGAGAAAACGUUGUCUCUAUGAGAUGGUGGUCUGCUUCUAUUUCUAGUUUAUUAUUAUGUUUUUUGGAAGUCUGCAAUUCGGAUGAGCUAGCUAUAUAUCAGGAACGUUUUCCAGCAUUUUUUUGUACUUUACAAGAGGAUCUUUAUCAUGACCCGUAUGAUGCAGUAUGUAAAACGUUAUCCCAAAUUGAAGGCAUUAUGGCAUCCAGUGAUAUCUCUCAAAGUUCUACAUUGAUCAAUACGUUUAAUUUAAAUAAAGGAGAAAGAUUUGAUGAUAAAAAUGAAAUCGCUAAUUCAAGGGCUUGUCACCAGCUCAUCAAAGUAUGUACUAAAGAAAUACAGCUUACUGGUUUUAUUUUUAGUCUUCUAAAAAGACUUUUGCAAUUAGCAGAUCCAUACUACUCAACAGAAAUUUUAGAAGAAGAUGACCUGGAUUCGAACGAUAACUUCGAAUCUCCUAUUAUGCUACCACAAUUUUUUAUUAAUUAUCUUGACACCGAUUUUGCUCGGAGCUUGAUUGACCAAUGCCAUCAAGCAAUCGCUACCGUUUUUCAAUUGCCGAAUUUAUGUACGGCGGUCCAAUCAUCGUUUGAUUCAUGCCGUUUUGAAAAAAUUUUGGAGAAUUAUUUGAUAACGCAACAACAUACAGUUAAAUUUUUUGUUUAUUGUAUACUGGCUGCUAAUACUCCUACUAACUCCGUUAUUUUUUUUAAAAAGAAGGAUUUUCCUUCAGAACCUUUUGCUACUAUUUUUUUUUUUUUCCGCUCACUUGAAGUGUGUUCUAUGGGUUCCGCAGCUCUACAUAGUUGUAUUUUAACUACUUUGCAAAGUAUGACAGAGGCUUGUGUCUUAUAUGUUGAUCGCAAUAUGAUUAGCGACAAUGCGUCAAUCUCACUUGACGAUAUAAAAAAUCUGUUUAACAUUUUGGAAACGUAUGAUUAUCCUUAUCAAUUUUCAAAGCAACAUGUGAAAGAUGAAGACAUUCUAAAAAACUUAUGGUUUGAAUCUCAACUAACUUUAUCGGACUUAAUCUGUGCUUUAGUAAAUCAUUGUAAUAAUGAGGAUAUUUUAAAAAUCACUCUUUAUAACGUAUUACGUAUCAUGGAGAAAACAGUUGACAAGGGUGGUAAUUAUCUUAUGUUAACUUGUAGUUUAGCUGAAAUAUUGUUUGAGUCUUUUCGAGAUGAAAAUUACGAUUUUUUGUUCCCCCAAUUUGAUACACUUCAUUCUUUAAGUGGAAUAUUAAAAAAAUUAAAACAGCAAGUUUCUAAAGUAAAGGUUUGGCCUAGGACUGAAAGUUCCCAUCUUUUAGCUACGAUUGAAAAUUUAAAAGCGUUCAUUGUGUAUAAGCAGCAAUUUCAGUAAUCGAACAAGUGGAACUGCAUGAAAA